Hordeum vulgare subsp. vulgare (domesticated barley) is the source of this 3959-nucleotide messenger RNA. Its product is annotated as putative disease resistance RPP13-like protein 1. The record is from RefSeq and is a predicted model, not a curated record. Lineage: Eukaryota; Viridiplantae; Streptophyta; Magnoliopsida; Poales; Poaceae. Gene Ontology annotation, biological process: defense response to other organism. The transcript is spliced from 5 exons. The coding region runs from base 440 to 2245 and encodes 601 amino acids. Gene Ontology annotation, molecular function: ADP binding.
UCCUACCUCCGCGCGGCGCGGACCCCUGGGCUGCUGAGCCGCGCCACCGUGUGGCGGCGACCUCGGCGCCGGAGUCGUCGACGGCGGCCACCUACCUUGCAUUCCCUUCCCUUUUUCGUUCAGUACGUCUUCCUCAAUUCGAUCUCUCGGUCUGUUGCAACGCACUCAAACCCUAGGCGAAGCUCAGGAAAAGCUGCCCAAGACCUACGAGGCAAGGACCCAGAUCGGCAUCUUCGCCUUCACAUCGAUCGGACGCCUCAAGACCGUCCUGUGUUGCCCUGUCCUGCAAAACAGUUUCUGGGCAAACCAAGAUUGAUGAAGAAGUAAUGUCAAUGAGGGCUACUGGAGGAGCAGUCAGCUACCACACAGAAGCAUCACUGAGCAUUGAUUUGAGAGUCAUCUGACCCUGCGGUGGUUGUCUGUUUGUCUUUCAUCAAGGAUGGAAGGUGAAUUAAUGUCGACCAUCAAGACCGCUGUCUCAACCACCACAGGAAUUAUCUCUGGGUUCAAUGAUUGGGUGGGAUUCUUUCAAUGGCUGCGUCCUGACAAUAAUCAAGAGUCUAAGCAGCAGCAUGAGGAGCUUUGGAAGCUCCAGACAACUCUUCCUCUUAUGCAAGUGAUGAUUGACCGAGCUGAAUGGUCAAUCCAUAAGGAAGGUGUUCCGAUACUGCUACAAGAGCUAAAGGAUGUGUCUUAUGACACAGAAGAUCUUAUUGAAGAGUUCAAAUACUUUAAGCUGAAAUCAGAGAUGGAUGGUCCACAAUCACUAUUGAAGCGAUCAUUGGAUUUCAUCAAGAAUGACAUCUUAUCUAGCUUUGACAAAGUGAAGCUUUUACAACAAAGAGCUGAACAUCUGAUGAGUCAAAUGAAUGAUUUGGAUUUGCAGCAAGAAACUCCACACUUUGAUAGGUCAGCCAGACCUGAGACAAGUUCUUUUCCUGAUUCAAAGGUCUUCGGUCGCCAGAAAGAAAUAGUGGCACUGAAAGUAUUGCUUGGUGUACCGGUACCUAUUCCUAGUGGGUCAAAAAGGAAGAAAGGUCACCCUGCAGCUGCUGAGGCCACUGCACAGAAAGAUUGCAUGGAUUAUCCAGUGAACGGUGAUGUGUCUGUGCUGGCAAUAGUGGGGAUUGGAGGUGUCGGCAAAACUACGUUGGCACAACAGAUAUGCCAGGAUCAACAUGUGAAAGGGUACUUUGAUCAAAUACUUUGGACAUGUGUUUCAGACGACUUUGACACUAAGAGGAUAACCAAAGAGCUGGUGCAUUCCUGUGGAGAAGACAUAGCAUCAGAUAAUCUAGACUACCUUCAAAAUAAGCUGGCUAAAGUUGUCGGACUGAACCGGUUCUUGGUAGUUUUGGAUGAUGUGUGGGACGAUUCCCUGAAAGAUAAUGGGCAGGAGUGGCAAAAGUUUUGUGCACCUCUCACAACCGGAGUUCAGGGAAGUAUGAUUCUGAUGACUACUAGAUCCUCAAAGGUAGCUAAGCUAGUAUGCACAUUGAGUCCAUUUCAGCUUCAAGGCUUAGAAGAGGAUACCUUUUGGGAGUUCUUUAAAGCAUGUGCUCUGGACGGAAAGAGGUCCACUAUGGAUAUCAAGCUAGCAAGCAUUGGUAGAAUGAUUGUGCCAAAGCUGAAAGGUUCUCCGUUAGCUGCAAAGACACUUGGGCGCCUGCUAAGAAUGAAGAUUGACACUGUUCACUGGAGCAAUAUUCUAAAUAGUGAGCUGUGGGAACUGAAGCAGGAAGUAGGUGAUAUUCUUCCAGCCCUUACAUUAAGCUAUUUGUAUUUGCCACGACAUUUGAGGAGGUGUCUAGCAUUGUGUGCGAUGUUUCCUAAGGAUCAUAAGUUCAAGAAAACGGUUCUUGUUGACCUUUGGUCUGCUCAAUGCUUUGUGGAGCAAGAUAAGAUGUGUAUGCAUACAGCUGGAGACUGGUGUUUUGAAGAGCUCGAAAGUCGCUGUUUCUUCCAAGAGGUUGUUGCAUCAUCAGCAUCAGCAGUAUCAUCAAGAAAUAGGAAGUAUGUAAUGCAUGAUUUAAUUCAUGACAUGAUACAACUAGUUUCUGGAAAUGAAUGUUUUGUUAUAAGAAAUGAAACGGAUCUGUCGAAUGUACCUGAGAAAGUUCGGCACAUAUCAUUGUUCACAAGCAAGGGUUUUGAUCAUCAAAAGCUAUUGGCAUUAACAAGGUGUAAGAAGCUGCGGUCUAUUCUGAGCAUGGAGCAACUCGGAAAAGGAAAAUUUUCCCUCUAGUUAAUUCUUGGUCCAGAGAGCUAAAAUAUUUGCGUUUCCUAUCGUGUUGCUUCACCAAGUUAACCAUGUUACCAGAGGCAAUUCCGAACUUCAAACUCCUUUGCUGCUUUAAGGUUCACUGUCCCAGGCGUUGGACUAUGGACUCAUUUCCGGAGUCAUAUUGUUCUCUUUAUAACCUACAGAAAUUUGAGGCUAAAAACUGUACCUUUGGAAGCUUGCCAACGGAAUUCAGGAAGCUUGUUAACCUGCAGUCCUUUGAAGUAAAAAAAUUUGUUCACGGAAGAAACUGCACUAAAUUUUGGGGAAUAUCAGUGGAUGUGUUGAAAAACAUGCAUCUGCAAGGAGUGUUGUAUCUGAAGUUGUCAGAUGUGAGACUGGCUGGUUGUGCGGAGCUUUAGUUGAGCAAGAGAAAGCAUAUUCAGGUGCUAACUUUAGAUUUUUAUCAUACCAUGAAGACCCAAGAUGAGGAGCAGGAAAUGCUUGAAGCUUUCUGUCCCCACCAAGAUAUUAAAUUUCUGGAACUCAGAGGUUUCAAAGGUGAAUCUACUCCAACAUGGUUUCGUCCUUCACAUUUGAAGAGUUUAGUGCAACUUCGGUUGAUGUUUGCUCAUAUUCUUGAAGUAUCUUGGACUGGUAGCGAAGUAUUCUCAUCCAUCAUAGAUCUCUAUAUUUUGUACUGUCCUCGAUUAUUAUCCCUUGAACGUAUUUUACAACCAGCUAGUCUUCCAGCAAUCAAAGUUAUUGUCAUUAGAGAAUGUGAAGCAUUGUCAUAUCUGCAAGGUGAAAGGUUUGGAGAAUUCAGUUCUUUAAAAGAAUUGAAGCUAAGCAAGUGUCCAAACGUUCACUGGAAUGGACUGGUUCUCCCGUUAUCUCUUAUAAGUUUGCACCUCGAAGACUGUGGGGAUGUGUCAAAUUACAUUCCAAGCUGUUUGGUUAACCUUGAGAAUUUGGUACACAUGUCCUUGAUAAGGCUGAGUUACAUCAAAUCAAUUCCAGCGGAAAUCUGGUCUGAUAACUUGCCAGAAAUAGAGACAAUUGAAAUCUCUGGCUGUCCUGACCUGGUAUCUAUAGGUGGAUCAAAAUCAAUUGAGCAUAUUAAAAAUGCCUUUGUCGAAUCCUGUGCGAAGCUGAUGGGAUUGAUACAACCUCUUAAAAGAGGAUAGCAUCCUUGUAAGUCUCGUUGAUAGGCCCCUGCCCAGCGCUAACUGUGGGACUCAGUUCAACUCAUUGAAAGCCAUCUUCCCAGCUGGAUCCACUGCAGGCAGAGAGAGUUGUUAGACCUUUAUCCAUGAUGGGUGUUGAAUUCCUAACCUGAAGUCUUGGAUGCUGUUUGAUGUGGAGAUGAGAUGACUCGGAAGCUCUUGCCCUCAAAACUUGUUUCCUGGCCUGCAUGUACUCAUUGGAAGUUUUGUUUAGUCAUGUGGUCAUGAUGUUACUCCCAGCACACUGUUGUGACUGUCGUGCCAAGUGAAGUGUUUCCCCUGGCACGCACUUUGCCAGUUUGGGUGUGAUAUCUCAUUUAACGCUUGCUGCCGACUGUGCGCUGACAUGUCUUGUUGUGCAAUGAGAAUGGAUACUUACAUGCUAGUGGUAGUUAAGAUGUGAGUUGUAUGGGUUGCUAGUGCUUUACCAUGGUGCCAUCAGCUAAAGAUACGUUGGUGUUAAACCUUUUUACUUGUCUGACGGCUAUUGCAAUGAAGCUCUCUCACAAUUA